Messenger RNA from Scheffersomyces coipomensis, 1352 nucleotides. It is a transcript of the gene PRO3, whose product is annotated as pyrroline-5-carboxylate reductase. Gene Ontology annotation, biological process: L-proline biosynthetic process. The record is from RefSeq and is a predicted model, not a curated record. Gene Ontology annotation, molecular function: pyrroline-5-carboxylate reductase activity. Bases 462 to 1289 code for a protein of 275 amino acids. NCBI's taxonomy places the organism in Eukaryota, Fungi, Ascomycota, Pichiomycetes, Serinales, Debaryomycetaceae. The transcript has a single exon.
ACGAGGGAUCCAACUUUCUUGAGUACACGAAUCAAUCAAUUGUAUGUUUAAAGUGAUAAGAUGAUGGUGGUUGUUGUGGUUGGAUUUGUAGAAGUUGAAUACCUUUGAUUGAUGGAUUGAAUGACCUUUACUAUGAAGAAGAAACAAAAUUGACCGUUUGAAAUUUAUGGCAGUCAAAAUAUUAUUUACAUAAAAUAAAAAAAUAGAUUUAUGCACGUAAUUUAAAUCGAUUAAAAAGGUAGACUUCCUAAUUGGGUAAUGUCUGUUUCCACUUUACUCCAAGAGUUCAAAUUUGAAUGAGAGAUGUCUCAAAAUGGAAAUGGUUGGCGAAAGUGAAAAAAACCACCAACUGUCAAAUCUAUGACUACUAUUAAAUUGAUAUUGAAUUCCUAGGUUAAUAUCUUCUAAUUACUUCGAUAUCAAAGUAAUAUCAAAUUAUAACAUCAUAUCAUACAAUUACAAUGAAAGACUAUACGAUUGCCGUGUUAGGAUGUGGAGUUAUGGGAACUGCCGUUGCAUCAGCUAUACUUAAAGCUAAAUUUGAUCCAUACCCCAUUAGAAUUAUUGGUUGUACAAAUUCAGUUGGAACCAAUGAUUUAUUAAAAUCACAAUUAAAACAUGAAAUCUUUGAAUAUUCUUAUGGUUCUGAAUCCAAUACUAAGGCUGUUUCUGAAGCUGAUAUUAUAAUACUUGGUUGUAAACCUUAUAUGUAUCAAGCUAUCUAUGAUGAAAUUAAAUCAGGUUUAACUGGUAAACAAUUGGUUAUUUCUUUAUUGGCUGGUACUACUAUUUCUGAAUUAACUAUUUUCUCAUCAUACGUGGCUAAAGUAAUGACAAACACUCCAGCAAGAUUUGGUUGUGGUACUGCCGCUAUUUCAUUUUCAAAGGAAGCUGAAGCCGAAUAUGAAGAUUUAGUUAUGAAAUUAAUUGGUACGGUUGGUGAAGCAUUCAAAAUCCCAGAAAAGAAUAUGGAUGCUGCUACUGCUUUAGUUGGUUCAGGUCCUGCUUUCUGUUUAUUAAUGAUGGAAGCAUUAAUUGAUGGUGGAGUUAGAAUGGGGUUACCAUUUGAAGUUGCAAAAUUAUCUGCGGCUAAAGUUAUGGAAGGUACUGCUAGAAUGGUACUUGAAACCAAUGAUCAUCCUGCUGUAUUAAAGAGUAAAGUUUGUACUCCAGGUGGUACUACCAUUGCUGGGUUAUUAAAAAUGGAAGAUGCUGGUAUUAGAAGUGGAAUUGCAAGAGGAGUUGAAGAAGCAGCUAUUGUUUCUGCUUCAUUUGCUAAGAAGAAGUAAUCACUUACAAAUUUAGUAUUACAAAUAGUAAUUAUAAUUAUAAAUAUAUCGUUAACCAUGGUG